Molecule: messenger RNA, 2244 nt
Organism: Lachancea meyersii CBS 8951
Lineage: Eukaryota; Fungi; Ascomycota; Saccharomycetes; Saccharomycetales; Saccharomycetaceae
Source: the annotation of a GenBank genome assembly
AUGAGCUCAGUUUCUUGGAGCCAGGACAACGGGUUCUUGAUGGACGUUGGCAGCUUGAAUUUUUUAAAAAGCUCGAGUUUGGAUGUAGAUAUGGACAAUUAUCAAAUUGCGGAAGAAUCGUCAAUAGAUGAGGUUUCUGGGGCUUUACAGACAUUUUUUGAGGGUUUUGGGCCUCUCGGUGGAUCUGGAGAGUCCUUUGUUCGCCCUAAACGUGGUCUAAAAUUCCAAAUGGCCCCAGUAAGAGCGCGUAGUUUAGGCUAUUACAAGUGCAUUGGUGACAAAGAAGCUGGCAAUGGUGACCAGAAAGAUGUGAGAUUGCUGACGCCCAAUUUCCACGGCAUGGACUCCUCGGAGGCUUACAAACAGUUUGUUCUCACAUGCUUCGAGAUCUACAAGAAUUUGGGCGAGGACCGAUUUUUCUCGAUCCCCACACUGGGACUUGUCAGCCAGUCUGCGCAAAUUGAGCAUUCGCAGGCAGUCAAUUUGGCCAUGGACGCGCUGUUGGAUGAACUAGAGACUUUUGCGCUCACACAGAGCCUCGGACGAGCCUCAGAGCUUGAAGAAUGCAUUGCGGUUCUGAAUUGCGUCAAAGCUCUUUAUUUCACUUCAUAUCCACAAGACCAGGAACUGGAAAACGGCAGUCUCGUUCAAAAUGUCGCACACUGGAUCAACAGGGCGGAUGGAGAGCCAUCAGAGCGAGUUAUCGAACAAGUGUUCUCAGGUAACAACGACAUUAAGGUUUACGAAAAAUCUUCUCUUUGGAAACUCGUCAAUCAACUACUGCUGAGGGGGCUCUUCGAGCAAGCGCUUGCUGUUUUGGAGCGUUCUGGGAUCUUCUCCGCCCUGGAAUCUCAGUGUGAGGUUACUUUUAAUGUUUUGACCGAUGCCACUUCACUGUUGAAGGAGUAUCCAUACAGUGACGGGGUAAGCUUCAGAGAAUGGAAAGCCACGGCAUUGAAUCUAUCGCAAUUUUUCUCCGAAUGCGCCACAAACUUGGGUUCAGAUCUAAGGGACUUUAUAAACGACAUGCUCCACCUGAUUAGCGGGACGCAAGCCAAAAUCAUCCAAUAUUCCAAUACUUGGUUUGAGUCCUUCUGUGGACUAUUGACAUUUUACAUCCCAACAAUAGGCCUAUCAGAAGAAUAUUUGCAACUGUCGCUAGACGCUCAUCCUGCCGAUGUUUGCAACGCGUGGGAGCAGGCUUGCGUCGAUGUAAUAAGAGGUAAAGUCUACGCAGUACUGCCGAUGCUGGAAUCGCAAGAUUACUGCGUAGCUGCGUUCUUUGCUGGAAUCUGUGAGGCAAAAGGGUUGUUGGAAUCAAGCAACAGUUUACUAAACCACUCGAAAAAAUAUGACGAUAGCAUCGAAGAGGAUUUGUUUUCUUCCAAAAACAGUAUGGCGAGUUUUUUGCUUCACGGUUUUGCGAUGGAGCUCUGUUCUUAUGACGACAAACACCUGUGGUCGGUGGCGAUUGGGACCUUAGCAUUGUCACCCAGCGGUAGCAGCAGUGCUGUAAGGUUGGCCAUUGCGGAACUGUUACCACAUUUCCCAUUUGAAAAUAAUGACGAUGUGGAAUGGAUGUUAACCCUAUGCGCGAAAUGGAGACUUCCAGAGGUGGCCAAGACCAUAUAUCGAAUUCUGGGCAACAAGUUUUUGUAUGAGAACAAUGUGAUAGAGGCGAUGACAAACUUCAGUAAAGCAGGCGAGUAUGAGUGGGUCAAGCACUAUUCGUGGAUGAUUUUCGAGGCUUCUGUGAUCCAAGGGUCGCCAUUGGAAGAUGAAGUUAUAGACGCGAUAGUAAGCAGACGAGCGGAAGUGGAAAUUCCUAGAGAAAUUUUGGCAAAUGUAUUAACGGACGCCAUGAGACAGACACUUUCACCGUACGCUGUACUGUGCCAAUUCUACAGACAAGCGGGCCAGCAAGACUGGGAUAGAGCACUACAGAGCCUUUUGAUCCUAUUUGAGUUCCCGUACUUGCCAAGUCAUUAUCUUGCACUACUGAUGGCCAAGUUUUUAUACCCCGUUUUCCUACAAAAUGAUUCUAAACAGAUCUCCGAGGACAAGAUAAUACGCAUAAUUCGAGCUUUAAACAAUUUUGAAUCGGACAACGACAAAAGUGUUGCGCUGUAUGAGGUUUUGAAAGAACGCGAAGACUCCGAUCUUUUGCCAACCGACCUAGACGGGUUGAUCAAAUUGGUGAGGAAAAGACUGAAUUUCAAAGUUUGCCAAGAGUUCAUGAAUUAG